Solanum dulcamara is the source of this 521-nucleotide messenger RNA. RefSeq names its product ethylene-responsive proteinase inhibitor 1. The transcript has 3 exons. Bases 61 to 417 code for a protein of 118 amino acids. Gene Ontology annotation, molecular function: serine-type endopeptidase inhibitor activity. The record is from RefSeq and is a predicted model, not a curated record. Gene Ontology annotation, biological process: response to wounding. Lineage: Eukaryota; Viridiplantae; Streptophyta; Magnoliopsida; Solanales; Solanaceae.
UCAAAUACAUCUAAAACACAUAAACUUAGUUUCGAUUAUUUAAGGAAAUUGCAUAAUUAAAUGGAGGCAAAGAAAUCUAUGGUGAAGUUGGUUGCUUUCUUGCUAAUUCUUGCAUCAUGCUUUCAAUCCCUUACUGCUCGAGAUUUGGAAAUGGAAGUGAGUGAUGGCUUAAAUGUCUUGCAAUUACAUGAUGUGUCUCAAUCAUUUUGUCCAGGAGUGACAAAGGAAAGUUGGCCAGAACUUCUUGGGACACCAGCUAAGUUUGCUAAGCAAAUAAUUCAGAAGGAAAAUCCAAAAUUAACAAAUGUUGAAACUCUACUGAAUGGUUCGAGUUUUACAGAAGAUUUGAGAUGCAAUCGAGUUCGUCUCUUUGUUAAUGUAUUGGACAUUGUUGUACAAACACCCAAAGUUGGUUAAAGAAAAUUGAUGUUAUGUACCUACCCUCCAGAAAAAUAAAUUGGAGCUAUAUGGUUAAUGGUUCCACUAUAUUUGGAGAUAAAUAAUCGUGGCUUUUAUAUUAA